Molecule: messenger RNA, 990 nt
Organism: Benincasa hispida (wax gourd)
Lineage: Eukaryota; Viridiplantae; Streptophyta; Magnoliopsida; Cucurbitales; Cucurbitaceae
Product: glycine/proline-rich protein
Source: RefSeq, a predicted model, not a curated record
AAUAUGGGAAUAAGAAUAAAUAAAGUUCGAAAGAAAAUCGCGUGCCCAGUUGGACGCGUCGACGCAACGCCAAGGCGGUUGGAUACUCUUUGAUCGUACAAAACAAAAAGGCAGAGAAAUUGGGUUUCACAAAUCAAUCUCUGAUUUGUAGGUUUCUGUUUCUUCUGUUCGCCAUUUUUACGGAGCACACCAGAAUCUCUCUUACGUGAUCUCUCUCUCUCUCUCUUAUUUUUCUUCUUGUUCUCUUUGAUUUAUUCUCUAGUUUCUGUGGUUUUGUUUCAAUCGCAUCCUUCGUUUUGUGGAUUUGUUGUUCAUAGUUUGGUUUACUACUCUUGGAAACUUGAAGAAAAAUGGGAGGUGGUAAGGAAAAUGACAGCAAUGACAAAGGCCUGUUUUCAAAUAUGGCGGGGCUUGCUGCAGGGCUCCACUAUGCUCGUCCUCAUGGAUAUCCACCACCAUACGGUGGAGCUGGAUAUCCCCCUCCGGGAGGGUACCCCCCGGCUGGGUAUCCCCCGGCCGGUUAUCCUCCUUACGGUGGACACCCUCAUGCAGCCUAUCCUUAUCAAGGCGGAUACCCCCCCGCUGGUUAUUCUGGCCCCCAUCAUUACCCUGGCCAUGGAUACGGACACGGUAUGGGAGGAUUGUUGGCUGGUGGAGCAGCUGCUGCAGCCGCUGCCUAUGGCGCUCAUCAUCUUGCGCAUGCACGCCCAUUUGGCUUUGGUCACGGAAAAUUCAAACAUGGGAAGUUCAAACAUGGGAAAUUUGGAAAGCGUUGGCAUGGAGGCAAAUUCAAGAGAUGGAAGUGAUAAAUUUGCCACAACUAUAUGUCUGACGUAUAUCGUUACACCGUGAGUUUUGAGUCCAAAACCUGAUAAAUAAAUGUAGCGUUUUAAUGACUUUUUUUGGUUUUUGACAAUGGUAUUUUAACGCUUCUGUUUUGGUUGUUGUGGCUUCUUUAUGUAAAUAAUGAAACUGAUCUCUUUUUUUUAA